GUCUCUACGUUGAUCCUGUUUCAAGAUUUUUAUUUUACAACGCCGCUGUGGUAUUUAUGUAAAGUUUACGGCGUUAAUAUUCGUGAUGGUGUUCUAUAAAAGGCCAUGGAUUUGAUGAAAACGGAAUAUGAGUUCCUAGACUUGUCAGAUGUGAAAGAAGCGGAGCUCUGUAGUCUGCAGUGUGCACUGUUCGAGCGGAAUCCAGACACGCCGGCAUCAACUGCGUCAGUUGGUUGGGCCGAAUCUGCUUUAGAUAUCUCAUCGUGUUCAUCGAGUACCGCUGGGCCGCCGACAGUGUCGAGCAGCCUGGAUAGCCUGUCGGGCGGCGAGUGCGAGAUGGCGCCCCAUUCGCCAGUUCGGGGCGCGGGCGCGGGCCCGCCGCACGCGCCGCCGCCGCCGUACGUGGCGCCGCCGCCCGCCUACCCGCCGCCGCAUCACCACCAGUGGCCGGUCGCGCCGCCUAAUGUCUACGUCAGCCAGCACGCGCCGCCGCCGCCGUACGUGGCGCCGCCGCCCGCCUACCCGCCGCCGCAUCACCACCAGUGGCCGGUCGCGCCGCCUAAUGUCUACGUCAGCCAGGUGACGGGCCCGCCGCACGCGCCGCCGCCGCCGUACGUGGCGCCGCCGCCCGCCUACCCGCCGCCGCAUCACCACCAGUGGCCGGUCGCGCCGCCUAAUGUCUACGUCAGCCAGGUGACGGCCAACGUCAACGUGCACGGCUACAUGGGCCAGUACUACCAGCCUCAGCCGCAGUACGCGCCGCCGCCGCAGGUCGACAGACCGCCAAGGAACCCGCGCCGCGACCGCCGCGGCAAGCGCGCGCCCUCCCCGCCCCCGCCGCAGCCCCCGCCGUACUACGUCCAGUACCCGCAGUAUUAUCCCGCCGCCCAGGCCCAAGGAGCUCCGCUGUACCAUCUCCCUAUGUACCAACCGCUGGUUUACGGAGCGUAUCCAUACCCGCCUUAUUAUGCUGAUUAUCCUAUGCCGGUCGAAGGCGACGCUGGCGAUAAAGGACCGGAGGAAUACCCACAAGAAGUGGUGAUGGAACAAGAGGCUGUUGAUGCGUACUACGCCAGUGCACAUUACGCCGGGCCGCCGUACGGGCCGCCGGUGGAAGGAGGCGUGGAGUACAUGCCACCGAUAUACCUCCCGCCGCCGCAGCAUCCCCCGCCGGUGCCCAUGCCGCAGCCGCAACCUCCCCAUCAGUCCACGCCGCACCAGUUCAAUGUCCAUGCCAAGAACUUCGUGCAAGGCCAGGGACAGAAGACUUUCACCCCCCCAGAAAAAACCCAGGAACAAAAGACGUCUCCGGUCACGGCUACAGCUUCGGCGACCACAUCUGUAUCCGCCGCUUCCGUGGUCGAAGCGCUGCCGGUUAAAGAUCUCAAAAUCACCGGCAAGGGCCCCGGUAGUCCGAAGCACACCGAGCGCCCCGUCGAUAAUACUCAAGCGAAACCCGCGAUGUCGCCCAGCGAGAAGUCGCCCCCGGCGAUUAAACCGGAAACCUCAAAACCCGCCUGGAUAGCUAACGAGAAUAAGGCCCCCGAAGCCGCGAGUAGCAAUCAAGUUCCGACCGUAACUAAAUCGUUCCCUCCCACCGCGUCGGCUAAUAAUCAAGCGUCCGCUCCCCCCAAAGUGACACCGUCAAUCGGGAAACCCACGAAGGGUCCGGCCGCUCCUUUCUCCGGUGGCAAACAGACGCCGAAACCUCUGGUGCCCCAGAGCAUCGUUCCGGUACAACAGGCUGCAUCGACGCCCAAAGCUCCCUUCGGCAACCGACAGAAGCGCGACGGCCCGCCGAACCGCUCGCCGUCCAACGAGACCGCCGAAAGCACCGAAAGGUCGACGGUACCCGAGCAGCACGUCAAGCGGGAGCCUCCGCUGCCGCCCAGCAAGGCCCCGGUGCCGAUUUCGAUCACGCUGCACUGCCAGGGUCAGCCCGUGAUCGUGACGAACAAGUCUCCGUUCGCUCACUCGAGGAAGGCCGCCGCCGCGGCGCCCGAGCCCCCGCCGGUUCCACAACCGCCACCGCCGGCGCCCACAGCGUCGGAUUUCCCGCCCCCACCGACUCCGAGAAACCGUGGGGAACCGAUUCCGCCCCCAGUGGUCCAGCCUCAGCCUCAACCAGCUCCCGGCAAAUCGUGGGCCAGUCUUUUUUCUAACAAGACGUCGGUAGCCGCUCCAGCGCCGGUCCCGGCUCCCGCUCCGGUCGAGGAGCCGGCCAGUCCGACCACUACAACACCGCCGGUGGCUCCCAACGUGCAAAAACCUGUGGCUAAAGUGUCCCCUUUUGACGCGUCGCCGCUUCAGGCGGCCGUUGUAGACAAGAGCUCGCCCACACCGCGGCCGGUGACCACUGCCGCGCCGACGAUCUCAUACUCCGAGAAGACAUCAGUGAACGCUGUGAGCAACGUCACCAGCUCUACUACGGCCACCAAACCGGCAGCGUCCGGCCCUUCCACGCCUGAAGCGCGCGAAGUCCCGAUCCAGAAGGAACCCACACCGACGGCGCCGGUACAACCGUCGCCUUUCAGCGAUGACCCCAACUCCUACAGGAUGGGAGAGUUCCUAUCAAAAUACCAGCUGGACAACCGGCCGGUAUCGCUCCUGCCUCGAGGCCUGACCAACCGCUCUAACUAUUGCUACGUCAACGCGAUCCUGCAAGCGUUGGUGGCGUGCCCACCAUUCUAUAAUAUGCUGAAGCAGCUGCCGUAUCAGACGAGACGGGGCAAGUCGAGCACGCCGGUCAUUGAUUCUAUGGUGGAACUCUGCUACGAGUUUAGCGCCAACGCGGGCGCUCCGCCCGCUCGAAGCCGUGGCCGGGGCGAAGCCGGGCCUGGCAGCGGCCCUGCCGUGCCCGCCGGGCCCCCGCUAGAAGGAGGCGCAGGCCUACGCGUGUUGCGGGCGCUCCGCCCCUUCCCCGGCUCGCAAGAGGGCCGGCAGGAAGACGCCGAGGAGUUCUUGGGGUGCUUGCUGAAUUCGCUCAAUGAUGAGAUGCUUGAGCUGAUGAAACUGGUUGAGCCAGAGGAGCCUAAAGACGCGAACGGACAACAAAAUGGCGUCGUUCCACAAGAACCGCCGCCGGAAGAAGACGAUGAUGACGACGAAUGGAAGGUGAUGGGUCCCCGCAACCGUGGAGCCGUAGAACGUCGCUGGGCCGCGCGUCGCACGCCCGUGGCCGACAUCUUCCGCGGCCGCACGCGCCUGCGCCUGCACCGAGCUCGAGCCCCCCGCCCCCCGCCGCACGCGCCGCAUCUUGUCACUGACGCGGUGCAGCCGUUCUUUACUUUGCAGCUGGAUAUUGAGCGCGCGAACAGCGUAAAAGACGCCUUAGAACUUCUAGCCAACAAGGAUACAUUGGAAGGAGUACCAGACGCCUGGCAGCAGCUGUCUUUGGAACAGCUGCCUGUGGUCCUACUGCUGCAUCUGAAGUGCUUCCAGUUGGAUGCUGAAGGACACACAGCUAAAAUCGUGAAGAAUAUCGACUAUCCUGUGGAUCUGAAGAUUGACCCCCGGAUCAUGACGUCAAAAGUGAAGUACACUCGUAUCCAGCGGAUAUACAAGCUGUUUGCGGUGGUGUACCACGAGGGAGUGGAGGCGGUCAAAGGACACUACCUCACCGACACCUACCACGACCAAGUCGGAUGGAUUAGGUAUGACGACUCGACCGUGACGCAAGUGGGCGAAGGCGCGGUGCUGAAGCCGAAGCCGCCGCGCAUGCCGUAUCUUCUGAUGUACCGGCGCAGCGACACGCUGCCGCACCGCGCGCCCGUCAAGCCCGAGUGAGACAUGCGUAAACUCGGGAGCGGCGCGGGCGCAGUGCAGGCUAGCGGCGCCCGGCGCAGGCGCCCGCGGCGCUAGUGUCGCGACCGCGGACAGACAUUGACGAGUGAGUUCUAUAUUACGUAUCGGUAAAAUAAUCGGCCCAUACAAACACGUACAUCUAUAUUUAUUACGCGAGAAUCACGCAAACAGAAAUUAUUACCGUCGGAAUGCCAAAAUAUACGCCAACGCAGAAUUGAAAUAUUUAUUUUUGAAAAUUUUGGAUGUGAAAUGUCGUGCGCAGCUGGAUUGACACGAGAUGGUAGCUCCGCAUUUGUUGAAGUGUUUGUGAAUUGACUGGUGUGUGUGAAGACUGUGUAAAUAUGUACUAACGUGUGCCUCUGAGGACUAUCCAGUGCAAAAAACGAACUAAUGUAAGUGUACAUUUAAAAAAAAGUGCUUUCUGGAGCAAUGUAAAAUAAUAAUGGUGGUUGUUAGUCUGUACUUUUUAUCUCAUCACUGUUAUACUUUCAGUUUUAGUUGCAUUUGUUUUUUGUUUUUAACUACACUAUCUCAGAAAUUAUGUAUUAUACUGUGUACAUUGAAGCAUUGCAUAUUUUAGGUUAAAUGUUUACUUGUAAAUUAUUAAAUGUCAGUUAUAAAGUACAAAAUUAACACAUUUUGUUUACUAGGCUAUCUAGGACGUUGUCCAUUCGGCUUGUCGUCGAUACUAAAUUUCAGAGCUUUUUCAAUGGAGCAAAAGCAAAAAUUUAACAAGGUUUUGCUAUUGCUGCUUUGGAGAAUUAGGGGACAAUAGCCCUAAAGGUUGCUUUUAUGUAUCAGUUUAUCGAAAUAAUAUUGUAAAUAUAAACUAGUCUUAAAAAACGAGUUGGAGCUUGUUUUCUCUAUUAUACUGUUGUUUAAUUUUGCAAACAUCAAUUGAUAAUCUAAUUGUAGAUUUUGUAUGGUUUGACAUCAUGUUUUAUGCAUGAGAUACAACUUCAUCUGCGCAGCUCCAACUCAUGUUAGUUGUUAGUUAAAUAUUUAGAAAGUCUAAUGGACAAUAUGGAAUUGUGGUGUUAUAAAUUAUAAAAAAAUGUAAAAAAAACAUGGUAGUCGUAUAUAAACAUUCAAAAUACGUAUUCUUUCUUAGCGGUUCUGUUAAUGAUCACGUUAGUAUUGGUGUAUAGUCACAAUAAAUGUGAAUUUUCUCAAGUGAAUACGAUAUGUAUUCUGCAUGAAAUUACAUUUCUGUGUAUCUAUAAUUGUGAGGAAGAUUAUGUAUAUUGAUUGAAAUAUUUCGUCCUAGAAAUAAUUGAUAAUGUAAUUUAGGGACCGUACAGAUUGUAGGCUGAGACUUCACGAAAGAAAAAUGGAAUUGUUAUGAUUAUUCUGUACAGUUGUGAUUUCACUGUGUAUUUAGUUCAAUGCGCAUGUUAUGGCAAUUGAUUGAAACAUAGAUUUCACACUGCUAUACAUAGACUUGAUUGUAUACGGAAUAUAUUUAUGGCUUCAAAGUACAAAAGCGAUAUGACGGGGACCAUGUAAAAUGUCGAAUUUUCGAUUGUAUAAAUCGAUGUUGCAAUUCGCAUUGUGGCAACACUGGCCAGUGUUGUAUGUUCACGUCGAAGCUAAAUACAAAGUGGGCUCGCGCGGUCUUUAGUGAGUGUCAGCCUCGCGAUAGUGUUUCAAAGAAUCGGUGCUCGGACGGACUAAACAAGGCAAGCGGUGACUUGUUACAUGUGAUAUGGACGGUGAUAACAUCGACGGAUCGUUGGUAGUCUGUAUAAUAUUGUUAUAACGAUUUAAGUGUUAAAUAUAAAUAGAUUAUUCUAUCGUCUCGCAGUUACUAAGUUACGUGGGGAAUGUCUGUUUUUAAUAUUAUUCAAAAUCGACUCGAUAUCUACGUUUCUUUUUCAUUUGUCCGAGAAUACGAAUUAAAUAUUAGCUGAACUGUUGGGUAUACAAAAUUUUACUAUGUAAUUUAUUAUCUAUAUUGUAAAGCGGAUUGGUUUAGUGAUUAGUGGUUUGAGCUAGUGCGAAGAUCAUCUUCUAACCAUUUGAUCUCACGGUAAAGUUGUUGUCUAAAACGCGUGAUAUUUGGGUGUAAAUAUCCUUCCUUGAGUGAUGAAGGCAAUACAUCAUGCCUUAUUUAGUGUUUGAAUGAUAAUAUUUUGCUAUUACAAAAUUGACCAAAAAGUAUGGAUAUCAUUUAAAAUUGCUACUAAAUUAGAGCUUUUCUACUUAAGGUGUUUAAAAAAUGCCGAUACAUUGUUAGGAUAAAUGAUAUCUUAACCAGUUUGGUGUGUGUCCAAAUGUAUGAAGAAUAUUUUAGUCUUAAAAUUAGUCAAUUUAACUAUUAUGAUAAUGAAACGAAAUAGAUUUAGUUUUGUAUGAUAAUUUCUGAUACAAAUUUAUUUACUAACUUGCUAAGCUUUUUAUAUGUAUAACUUGGUUGUUAAUUCUAUUUGGAUUGAGAGUAGGUCAUAGCAUAGAGUAAUUACGUGAUGAAAACAGGCAAUAACUAUUGUAAUUCAUGUUUGCUAUACACUUCCUCUUAGUACCUUGACAGGGAACAUAAAGACGUAAGAAAGUCAACGAAUCUUUAAGAAAAUUAAUCUGUUAAUAUAAAAACACAGGAAUAUGUAUGUUAUUGUUAAAUCUGCAGUAUUUGAAGGAACUCACAUUUUUAUAUUAUUAGGAAUAUAGGGAUCCCAAACAUAUUAUUUAAAAAUCCUGCCUUGUAGCUGUAUAUUGAUUUUGAUUGAAUAAAAUCAAUACAAUAAUUCACACAGCACUGAUGAAAAACAGGUGCAUAGGAAUAACCAGGGUUUGUAAAUUAAGAGUCCUGUGUUUUGGUCAAAAUCUUGACAUCCAAGCUAUGGCUUUGGGCUACAGAAUUCAACAUACCAUGCACAAUCUAUAAAAGAAAACCUAUACACAUAUAAUUUAUUUUAACGCCAUCUAUUUACUAAUUGUUCCAAGUCAGAACAAAUCGUAUUUACAAGGCGUACGGUCUCGUAGCUGCACAAAUCUAGCAAUCUACAACCACAAGGUCAUUGCAGUCUCAAAAUAGUUUGCACGAACUAGCCUCUUGUUUUUGUGUGUACUACACUCGAAACCUAGUAAGGUCAGAGUCCAAAACGGCUUGAGACAGACAGAUAAAAAACGAAUGAACUCCAUUCGGUUUCUUUGUAAUAUCAUAAAGUUAAAUGGACAGUUUGCACUUGAAGGUGGGGUGUAGUCCACAGAAAAUGUUGUGUGAAAGACUGAACGCAGGGUCUCCAAGCAUCUGCCAUUGUAGAAGGAGCACAGUAGAGAGUAAGGUUUUAUCGUAACUGCCUUUUUUUAGUUAAGUGUCUUAUGUUGCGUAUUUAUUGAAAUAGUUAAUAGUCUAUGUUUGUAACGAACCUCUUGUGAUUGUCGAUCUGAGUAGAAAUUGUAAAAACGUGUUUUAAUCUGAGCGGGACUCUGUAAGUUAACCAGUCAUAUUUUUGUAUUUACAAAGCCUUAUUUCGAAUAUUGUGACGUCUACAGUUAUGUUUAGUGUCUAAGAUAUACCGUGAGGUAUCAAAUGAGCGUCCGUUUACAGUCAGCGUCAAAUCGCUCGGGACACCCAAAGUAGCUAAAAAGCUCGCGACACGUCUGUUACAUUGGAAUAAGAUGCUGUCAAAUUUUUGGUCAUUUUGGGUGUCGCGAACUAUUUGACGCUGACUAUACAAUAUCUGCGGUUGAUUACACUUCUACUCUGAUUCACAAUCUGUUAGAAUUAAUGUUUCUACUAGCUAACUCAGGCAUUUAUAACUAUGUAUUGAAUGAUCCUUUCGCAGUUGGCUGUGACAUAGCUAUUAGGACAUCUACUGUUAUAAAUGACAGCUAGCACUGAUAUUUAAACACUUGACUUUAAAAUAAUAAAUGUGAAUCUUAUAACAUGUAUAUUCACUAUAAUUUAUAUAGAAUUACUUGUCGUCCCGAAAAAAAAAUCAUUCAAUCAUUGAUUUUUCAUCUGAUCAACUCAUUAUUUAGUAUAAAUUAUUUCUGUGUAGAUUAUAAAAUUGUUACAUUAUGUACAUUAGUUUAAAGAGUUUAUCAUUAGUGAACGUUCCUGAUAAUAGUUUUUAAAUAACUGAUCAAAAUAUUAGCGAGUGAAAUCGAAAUAUCGUUUAGUUUUGAUUUAGAGAAAGUGCAGCUUCCUAGGUUCACUAUUGACGCUACGUGCCAACACGAUCGCUUACAAUUCUUAUGAUCACAUAGGUGUUUUAUUAAUAAGUAUCUGAAUGCAUUGAAUGAGAGAAUUUUAACAUUAUGUUUACAAUUAUUGUUUGCCGCGUCACCGUAAGAUUUUACUAAUUUGCAGUAUAACAGUGUCAUCAACAGCUUUUUAAACUACUGCUUACGGAAUUAUUUGAUGUGAGAGCUUAUCUUUUAGGUAAUAUUAAUUACUAAGGAGUUUGUAAUGUUAAAAUGUAUUUUUAAUAAAACAUAGAAAUUAAUAAUUGCUCUCUUAGCACAAUCGUCCGUGUUACAGUCUCAAGGGUGACCGAGAUGCCAAUGUUAUGCAUUUCAUCUCAUCUUUUUUACAAUAUUUUUCAUUUUAAUACAGCUCAGGCAAACAUAUUGCAUGUAUCAAAAACAAUGAAUGACAAGUUUUUGAAUGAUUUAAUACCGAAUUUUUUAUAUGAACAAUAUAACUAACAACUCAACCAUCUAGUCCCCAUCAAAUUCCUUUGGUGCAAUUAUUUACUGAUUUAUUAUCGAAUAUUUUAGACGUUACCUUAACAGACGUGAAUUUAUACGAAAUGGCUCUUAUUGCUUUUAAAAAUGUGCAAUAGACUAUAAAAAUAUGCAUAGUUAUACAAAUGGGAUAACAAAACUAAACGAAACACGUUGGCGGUCUAUCUACUUAGGUUCUAGAGAGGUAUGUAAUAUGCAUAACAUUAAUUUUAUUAUUAUUUUUAUAUGAGAGGUUCAUUAUUUAAGUUACAGUUAAUUUUAGUGAUAAGAUCCAAGGCUGUAUUACCUAGGAGUGUUUUUUCCCCAAUGGAACACAACUGGAUUUGUAUUUUUUGUUUGAAAAUAUUUUAUUUGAAAUAUUGUGUAAAAAAUACUCCGGUUGGCCGUAAUAGAUAAUGCUUCGAACGAAAUAUAAAAAGACAAAAAAAUCAUCAUUACAUACAGUGGCAAUACCUAUUACGAUCAACGCUAUAAGUUGUUACAGUCCUCUCAACUUAAGCUGAGAAUUGCAUUUGUGUGAGUGCACACCGAUAGUGUAGAGUGGCAAUCGGCUUGAAGC
Messenger RNA from Ostrinia nubilalis (European corn borer), 9055 nucleotides. It is a transcript of the gene Usp10, whose product is annotated as basic proline-rich protein-like. Gene Ontology annotation, biological process: regulation of autophagy; DNA damage response, signal transduction by p53 class mediator; protein deubiquitination. Gene Ontology annotation, molecular function: cysteine-type deubiquitinase activity. NCBI's taxonomy places the organism in Eukaryota, Metazoa, Arthropoda, Insecta, Lepidoptera, Crambidae. The coding region runs from base 106 to 3786 and encodes 1226 amino acids. Gene Ontology annotation, cellular component: nucleus; cytosol. The record is from RefSeq and is a predicted model, not a curated record. The transcript is spliced from 14 exons.